AUGGUCUCUGCUACCUUUCCAUUGCCUGGCGCUGCCCACGGCAAACGCAUCUUAGCCACUGUCAUUGAGAACCGCGCCAAAGAGGGCACUAACACUAAUCCCUGGAUCUCGCUUCCCAUCAACGACCAGGAUCUUUCCGCGGGGUACCGCGACAUUACUUUCCAGCAACUGAACAACGCAGCAAACCACGCAGCUCAGUGGCUAAGUCAAGCCCUUCCGACGACGUCCGAGCCCUUUCAAUGUUUUGCAUAUGCAGGUCCCAAGGACCUGCGAUAUGCGAUUCUUGCUGUAGCCGUGGCAAAGCUACAGAAAGUGAUGAUCCUUCCCUCGCCGUUAAUCACGCCAGAGGCUCAGCUGCGUAUUCUGGAAAAGAAAAAUUGUCAAUUGUAUCUCAGGCCGGUAGAAAUGGCCGGUCCUGUAGAUGCUAUUCUACAAAAGGCACCUCAUAUCGAGAGUAUCACGGUCCCAGGAGUUGAGGAGUUUCUCCGGGAUGAUACAGCAUCGCCAGUAGUUUAUGGUAAGACAUGGGAUGAAGGAAAAGAUGAUCCGUGGCUGGUGUUCCACACCUCAGGCACAACAGGAAAUCCCAAGCCGAUCACCUAUACACAUCAAAUGAUGGCUGGUGCCGAUACCGCGGCUUCUUUGCCGGACAUUGAAGAAACUCAUAUUCAUCAAUAUGCCCAGCGAAGGUGGUACACCCCUUUGCCCUCGCUACAUUUUGUUGGCAUGUUGAUGAGUCUUGCCAUGACUGGGUUCGUGAAUAUGACGUCCGUUAUUGGGCCUCCAGGACCCCCUACCCCUAAACUUCUUAUAGAUAUCUUCCACUACGGCCGUAUAGACGGUGCGCUUCUCAUGCCCGCUCUAAUUGACCAACUCUGCCUCCUCCCCGAAGGUGUUGAAGCGUUACGCGAGCUUAAGUACAUUCAUUAUGCUGGUGCUCCUCUCUCGGCCAAAUCUGGAAAUCUGCUUGCACCUUACACGCAAGUUGUCCCAUGUGUCGGCAGCACCGAAGCAGGCGGGUACUUUACAACUAUCCAUCAAAAUAAGGACGCAUGGGAUUACCUGUCCUUCCAAAAGCAUUCCGGGGCGGAGUUCGAACACCGCAUGAACGACCUGCACGAGCUAGUAUUCGUACGUCGUCCUGAAUGCGCAAUGCAGCAGAUUUUUCAAGUCUAUCCAGAUCGCGAUUCUUUCGGAACAGAUGAUCUGUGGAUCGAGCAUCCAGUGCACAAAGGGCUAUGGAAGAUUAUCGGCCGCAGCGACGAUUACGUAUAUCUAGCCCAUGGUGACGGACUGCAUGCUUCGCUGCUGGAACCAGAGAUCAUCGCUCAUCCUAGCGUGAAGACCGCGAUCAUUGGAGGCCAUGGCAAGAUAUCACCAGUUCUUCUUGUGGAGUUGAUUCCUGGGGUGGAGCUGGACAAUACAGCUUUGAAGGAAAGCCUAAAGCCCUAUAUCGAGAAAGUCAAUGUACAUUGUCAUGACUGUGUGAAGCUCUCUUCGGAGCGGUUGAUCUUCGCCACGAAGGACAAGCCUUUUCUUGUGACGGCUAAAGGGAGUGUGGCGAGGUUGCAAACUUUGGCUCUCUAUGAAGAAGAGAUCGCAUCCUUGUUCGCUUAA
Molecule: messenger RNA, 1617 nt
Organism: Aspergillus bombycis
Lineage: Eukaryota; Fungi; Ascomycota; Eurotiomycetes; Eurotiales; Aspergillaceae
Product: putative AMP-binding enzyme
Exons: 4
Coding region: 1-1617 (538 amino acids)
Source: RefSeq, a predicted model, not a curated record